UUUGGCUAAUAAAUGAUUCGCCUAGAUUCUCUAGGACUGUGAGAAGCAUGCUUCAGCUGAAGCAUGAGCUUCAAACCUUUCUCCGAUGUAAUGUUGGUGACGGGAAUACAGCCUCCUUUUGGUAUGAUUACUGGACAGAGCUAGGUCCACUACAUCUCAUGUUUGGUUCUUCAGGGGCUCGGUCUCUGAGAAUACCUCUCAAUGCUACUGUCUCUCAGGCGGUUAGUAAUGGAAACUGGAACCUACCACCAGCUCGCUCUGAAUCGGCUAAGACUCUACAGAUCAUUCUAUCGACUAUGUCGGUCCCGUCUGCUGAAAGUGGUGGUUAUGUUUAUUUGUGGCGUAAUCAAUCUGGCGGCUUUGGUCCGUCUUUCUCUGCUCGUGUUACUUGGGAGAUGAUCCGUAUGCCUAGCCCUUUAGUUCCCUGGCAGUCCGUCGUGUGGUUCAAAGAGGAGCUCCCUCCUUGUUCCUUUAUAACUUGGACUGCCUAUCUUGGAAGAUUACCUACGAGGGACCGCUUGAUCUCGUGGGGGCUAUCUGUUCCAACAGGUUGUGUCCUAUGCUCUGCAGCUGAUGACUCUAAUAGCCAUCUUUGCUUUGAGUGUGUUUUUGCGGCUGCUACUUGGUCUCGUUUUUAUGGCAGGUACAUGGCGUCUCCCCCGGCUUCGUUAGCGGCAGUCCUUGACUCGUGCCAACAUAUUCAAGGCCCCCAUGUUGCUCGUGCUGUAAUAGUCCUGAAGCUUCUGAAUCAAGUCAUCAUCUACUCCCUCUGGCGUGAACGGAAUGCCCGCAUCUUCAAAAGCAUAACACUGACCCAGGAGGCGUUCUUCCAUGUCGUCGAUCGAGCCAUGCGUGAUAGACUGCUGUCUUUGUCUCGCCCAACGGCUGCUGUUGUUGCUCCCUCUCUUCUUGAGUUGUACUUUUAG
Messenger RNA from Brassica oleracea var. oleracea, 926 nucleotides. RefSeq lists its product as uncharacterized. The record is from RefSeq and is a predicted model, not a curated record. The transcript has a single exon. NCBI's taxonomy places the organism in Eukaryota, Viridiplantae, Streptophyta, Magnoliopsida, Brassicales, Brassicaceae. The coding region runs from base 48 to 926 and encodes 292 amino acids.